CCGAUCUCAUCAUUAUUUGUUACUUAAUUAUCUUCUUUUUCUCUCUAUUAUUAUCUUGAUUUUGUUAGUUUUAUGUGCUCGUUUGCUUUGAAUUUUUUUGAUGGGUCAAUGUUUGUUGAAAUGUCUCUGUUGUUCUUAAACUCCACAGCUAGCCUCAACCAACUGCCCCAUCCCUUAUGGGUUAAUUACGUGUUGUUGUUUGUUAUUAUUUUUGUCUCAAUCACUUUAAAAGUCCCCAAAUUUAUUUCAAAUUGUAACUAUGGCCUUAAUAAUUGUAGAAGAAUUAAUUGUUGAGUGAUCAUUAACUUGGGUUUGUUUUACUACUGAUCACUCGUCUAUUUUCUAAGAAAAUGAUUUUUUUUUUUUAUUAUUUAGUUGUUUCAAAUAUUUAGCCUUCAUUGUUUCAUCAAAGAAUUUUCUUAAAAAAUAUUUUCCAUGUUGAGAGAAAAAAAUAAAAAAAAAAUGUAGGAAAAUCAUUUUCCUAUCAGAAAACAGAAACUAGUCCUCAUUAUCAUCUUUUCUUUAAAACAGUUGCAAUCAGAAAAACAUUUAGCUUUAAAUCAACUUUUUAAAUCAAGUUUUCUAAGUGUUCCAAUUUCCGUACACCAUAGAGGAGGAAAAUGUUUUCUGCUAAAGAAACAGAGCCAGGGUUUAGUUGCAAAGGCCAAUAAACAGAAAAAUUCACUUUAUUAUCACAAAUUCCCAAAUGUAAACUAUUUUAUAGCUCAAUAAAUGAAUCCUGGCAUUACAACUGAGUUGAUCGUUUAGGGGUUUUUCUCAAGACAAUUUUUGUUGACGAUGUUUCUGCGACUUGAGCAUUUCGAACCAUUGGAUACGAGCUAUAGCAAUCCUUCCUGGAAGUUCCUCUUUUUAUUUUUCAUAUUUAUUGUUCUAAUGUGUUCCGGUUCGUGACAAUCUUCGCAAUUUGCAUUUCACAGGCUCUAUUGUUAGAUACAAAUUCAAAGCAAGUUCUAUAUGGAUCAUGGUGCUUCUGCACUCAAUUCUACAUUCUGGACCUUCUCAAGCACUACCAGCUUGGAGACCGCUAAUACGGCCAACUUCUUGGAGCCAGAACCCUUCAUGUCUAGUGUUCUAUAUGACCCUUCACAAUAUUCUCCCUUUAGAGUGGAGACCGCCACAUCAUUAGUACAAUCUGAAAGCUUUCCACUUGAAGGUGGCAAGUCAGGCAGCAGAUGGUUAAUUGAUCCAUCUUAUUCAGUGAAACAUAGAUUGAUGCUAGCCGUUCAAUACUUGAAAGAAUAUGUGGAAGAUAGUGAUGUACUUAUUCAGAUAUGGAUGCCUACUAAGAUAGGAGGUCAAAAUGUGCUCAGUACUAUUGACCAGCCUUACUCCCUCAAUCCGAAUUGCAGGAGUCUUGCAAGUUAUAGAAAUGUUUCAAAAACAUUUCACCUCACAGUGGAGGAGAAUUCAAAAGAGUCAGCUGGAUUGCCUGGUCGAGUUUUCUUGGGGAAACUGCCUGAAUGGACACCUGAUGUUCGUUUCUUUAGGAGUGAUGAGUGCCCUCGAAAAAGUUAUGCCAAGAUGUACAACAUUAGUGGGUGUCUUGCACUGCCUGUUUUUGAGCAAGACAAUGGAAUUUGCUUGGCUGUUGUUGAAAUCGUAACCACUACUCAAAAGAUCAAUUAUAAUCUGGAACUAGAAAUAGUUGGUAAAGCUCUUGAGGCUGUUGAUCUAAAGAGUUCACAAGAUUUCUUCCCUGGUGUAAAGGCUUGCAAUGAAUUCUACCAAAUUUCAGUUCCUGAGAUAUCAGAGAUUUUACAAUUUGUCUGCAAGACACACGGUUUGCCUUUAGCUGUAACAUGGGCCAUAUGUGACUGGCAAGGAGAAGCUGAACACUGGCAAUUUUCUGAGAAGUAUGAUUAUUGUAUAUCCACUGUGGAUUCUGCUUGCUAUGUAGCUGAUAGUGAUCUCCUAGGAUUCCAUGAAGCAUGCUCUGAGCAAUACCUUUUUCUAGAUCAGGGGAUAGUUGGCAAAGCAUUCACAACAAACAAGCAAUGGUUUGCUACUGAUAUAACCUCCUUUAGCAAAGCAAAUUAUCCUCUCUCUCACCAUGCUAGGAUGUUUAAUUUGCGUGCUGCUCUGGCAAUUCCUCUACGAAGCAUAUAUACUGGAUUGAUUGAAUUUGUCUUGGAGCUAUUCUUUCCAAGGGAUUGCAACGAUAUUAAAGAGCAAAAGCAGUUCUGGGAUAUGUUGUCCAUCAUCAUACAACAGACUUGCAAGAGUUUUCAUGUGAUUAUGGACAAAGAGCUAGAUGAUAAAGUCAGUGAGCAAAUGGAACCUUCAGAUGGAAGGCAAAAUAAAGAAAAAAUACAGAAUCUUGUGUCUUCUCCUUCUAAUGAAUCUCAAGAGGAAUCAUCCUGGACUCCCCAUGAGAGGGAUACUCAGAAGAAGGACAGUUUUGCUUUCAUAUCAUGGGACUGUACAAAAGAAGAACCUGAAGAUGAGUUCAAUGUUAUAACUCAUUGGGAAAACAAUGGGACGGACUUAUACCAAGAGCAGGUUUUUUCAGAUUUGGGGCAAGUUGAACAAAGCUCUAUGCUUAAACCAGGUGUUGAGAGAGCAGAAGAUUUUUCUGUUGGUCAGCGUUGCUCGUUAAGCAGCAAAAGAGCAGGCGAGAAGAGACAGACCAAGAUAGAGAAGACAAUCACUUUGCAAAUUCUUCGACAGUAUUUUGCUGGUAGCCUUAAAGAUGCUGCUAAGAGUAUUGGAGUAUGCCCCACGACUCUAAAAAGGAUAUGCAGGCAACAUGGUAUCAACCGAUGGCCUUCUCGAAAAAUCAAGAAAGUUAAUCACUCUUUGAGGAAACUCCAACUAGUAGUCAACUCCAUCCAUGGUGCAGAGGGCCUCAUUCAGAUGGAUUCCUUUUGUAAAGGCUUCCAAGAAUUGAGCUCACCAAAUUUUUUUGGGAAGGAUCCUUUGUCAUCGUCCAAGAUUUGUGAAAAUUCCAAAAGAUUAAAACCCCAACCAGAGGGGGGCCUGCUCAGUCUCAGAGGCACAGAUUCAAAAUCUCAGUCCUCUUCGAGCAGUCAGAAUUCUGGUUCAGCCAUCUAUUGUUCCAAUGAAGAAAAGCAGCUUACCACCAACAAUGGCCUGAAUACUGGAUCUUCUUUAGCAAUAGAAGACCCCAUCCUGGAGCUGAGGAGAACUUAUAGUAAAGCAGAACUGUAUUCCCUGAAUCAGGAGGAACCAAAGAUUUUACGACACUUACCAAAAGCUCCUGGCCAUAGUUUACGAGAUGGUGUGGCCUUCAGAGUCAAAGCCACAUAUGGAGAAGAAAAUGUACGAUUCGGCUUCCUGCCAAAUUGGGGUUUCAAGGACUUGCAGCAAGAGAUUGCAAAGCGUUUCAAAAUAGAUGAUUUCAGCAGAAUUGAUCUCAAGUAUUUAGACAUUGAUCAUGAGCCUGUUCUUUUGACCUGUGAUGCUGAUCUUGAGGAGUGUAUAGACUUGCUUAGUUUCUCUCAAUGCAGCACCAUCAAAAUAUCUCUUCAUGAAGUUUCCCAAUCAAAUCUAGGAAGGUCAUUCAGCAGCAGAGGUCCAUUCUAAUGCCAUAAAAAAUUUGGUGGUUCAACUUCAGAGGUAGAUAUGCAGUUAUUUAAAAUUUUUGGUCUGGAUUAGGUAGAGGUAGAGAGACCUGCCCAUGGGCUUAUUCAGAAUUGGAACCAAAUUGGAACUGGUCAAAUCUGUGUUUGACUCAAACCAUAAAUGAAUUGAACUGAAAUUGAGCUGGAAUUGUCCAA
Molecule: messenger RNA, 3758 nt
Organism: Hevea brasiliensis (rubber tree)
Lineage: Eukaryota; Viridiplantae; Streptophyta; Magnoliopsida; Malpighiales; Euphorbiaceae
Product: protein NLP2
Exons: 5
Coding region: 976-3564 (862 amino acids)
Molecular function (GO): DNA-binding transcription factor activity; protein binding
Source: RefSeq, a predicted model, not a curated record